Messenger RNA from Nothoprocta perdicaria, 1566 nucleotides. It is a transcript of the gene RMP24, whose product is annotated as chromosome unknown C18orf21 homolog. The transcript has 4 exons. The record is from RefSeq and is a predicted model, not a curated record. Lineage: Eukaryota; Metazoa; Chordata; Aves; Tinamiformes; Tinamidae. Bases 102 to 578 code for a protein of 158 amino acids.
GUGUCGUCUGCUGGGAUGAUGAACUGCGAAAAGAGGGGAUAUGUCCUUACUGCUUCCAGUGGCUCGUUCCGGAUAACCACCGUGUACGUCUCAGACCGAAGAUGAAGGUGACUCCGCGGAUAGAGAGGGUUCUAAGACGAGAGGCGAGGAACCAUAAACUCAAUAUGAAGCAGGCAAAGCUGUUGAGAAAGUACAGGGACUCGAGAAGUGUUUUGCUGGUUACUUGCAACUCAUGCAACAAAACAACAAAACAUUAUGGUAAUAGCAGAGAUUUUCUGGCUACCAUGACACACCAUUCUGGUACUCCAACCAUUACAUCUGGCUUUAAGACACCAGAUCGUAAAAUUCCAUCUGUAAACAAAAUGACACCUGCAAGCUGCAGCAGGUCUGGAUCUAAAGGAAAGAGUCCAUCAUCACUUCCCAGAACUUACGUACCUGGACAGACACCAAACAACUCUUUUUCGAAGACUCCCCGAAACUCCAAAUAUCGCUUUUCUAAGCUAAAAUGGAUGCUUAAUCUAGAAGAAAAAGAGGAAAGUCAGAAGGCAGAUUUGAAAACCUUCUUAACUUUACUUUAGUUAUUCAUUAUUGCAAAAUAAUACAAGUUACAGCAAUAAAUAUUUUCCCAGGUGGGGUAGAUGAGCAAAAUUUGUGAUUUCUUUAAAACUCAGGCUAGUGAUAUUUAUUGUAUAAGAAAAAACAUGGGUUUUAGAAGCAAGCACUGUUUCUGUGGGGUCUGGCUGCCUGCCAAAGAGAAAUAAUCAAUCUAGUAUGUUUGGGAAUCUUGAGCAUGUUUUGCAGUCUCCAAUGGCCCAAGAAUUAAAAGUCAAAAUCUAUUCUUUGAGGAAACAGACAAUACCGGGCCCACUAGCAUACCACUUUCUUCCAUUUCCUUCCCCUAGUUUUAAGAUAACGUAUCACAAUAGAACUUAAAAAGAUCUCAUCCUUGCCAUGUUUGAGUUAAAAAGGGACACUUCAGUUGAGAAAUUCUGCAGGUGCAGUACGUUGAUGAGAUCUGCUUUACUGUCCUGUAGAGUCACUAUCUUUUGACACAGUAAUUUAAAUGUUACUAUAUAGUCAAAGGUAACAACUUACUCUUUAAGAUAGCACUCAUUCCCGCCCUUCCCCCAGCCAAUUUUAAUGUGAAUAGGCCAAGGUUUAAGUGCUCCUGUACUGUCAAAUUUUGCAUUUUGAGUUCAACACAGGAGAUGAGGACAAUAGAAAGCCACAAUGCAGGAUGGAGCUUAUAGCUUGCUCUGCAUACAGUGUGCAGCAGGACCAACAUAAAUCGGCAGGCUUGAAAGCAGUCAAGGAGUGGGGGGAAGUGAAGGAGGUUGCAAAACCUACUUACUAUCUCAAAGAUUGGCAUAUAACCUUUUUAUUAUUUUCUAACCAUACACAGAACAAUUUUGAAGGAUUUACUUCAGGUUUUCUUAUAUGCAGGUAAGAUCAAAUUAACUACCAUUUUAGGACUGAAACGUGGACCUUGAGGUUGCACUUUUUUCUGAUGUUAAACUUGGUAUGAGUUUAUCUGUUAUUUUUAUCAUCAAGUAUUCUGAAAAUACU